AUGAAUGUCCGAAGAGCUAUCGAUUUCGGUUUAGAGAAGCUAGGUUUCUUAUCUAUAAAAAAUAACCAACGCAAAGUUGUUGAGGCAUAUCUAAAUAAACUGGAUGUCUUGAUGGUUAGUCCUACUGGGUCAGGCAAAAGUCUGACAUUUCAAAUUAGUCCAUUUGCCCUUGACUAUAUAAAACAUGGCGAACGAACCCAACAAGACGAUAUCCAGACAGUUUGCCUUGUGAUCGCUCCUUUGGUGUCACUCAUGAAGGACCAGGUUGCUAUUCUGCGUGAAAAACAAGUCAAAGCAGUCAUGAUUGGCCCUGAAAGCACAACGGAAGAAAAUGAAAAGGCUAAGAAAGGCCAAUACAACCUCGUCUUUGCAAGUCCUGAAGCAGUAUUCAAAAGCCAUCGUAGUACAAUACUCGCGUUGAAAGACAAUAUAGCAGCAGUAUUUAUAGAUGAAGGUCACUGCAUUGUAAAGUGGGGACAUGGAAAUAAUGUAGAAGAAGCCUUUCGAAAAGAUUAUUCACGUCUUGCAGAAUUGAGAUCAAUCUUAAAGAGGAAUACGCCAUUCAUUGUAUUGACUGCAACAGCUACACAAACUGUCAGGAAUUUUAUCAUAAAGGAUUUAGCAAUGAAAGACUGUGUCCAGCUUAUAACCAUACCAAAUAAAAAUAACAUUAGAUUCUCUGUGUCUGAGGUCGACUCCAAUGAUCUUUCAAAAUCAUUCCAGUGGCCGAUAGAUGAGCUAAAAACAAAAAAGGUUAAUACGCAGAAAGUCCUGAUAUUUUGUAGAAAGAGAUCCCAUGUUAAGGAUUUGUAUGAAGCAUUUCUUGAGGCACUUGGACAAGAGUCUUAUGUUUUGCCCACAGGGCAAGAAUCUAUAGAUGAUCGAACAAGACUUUUCGCCAUGUACCACAAAAAGACCAACCACCUAGUUAAAACUGUAGUGGAGAGAGAAUUUUGCAAAUUCAGUGGGACAGUUUGA
Messenger RNA from Dendronephthya gigantea, 978 nucleotides. Its product is annotated as ATP-dependent DNA helicase RecQ-like. The transcript has 2 exons. The coding region runs from base 1 to 978 and encodes 325 amino acids. The record is from RefSeq and is a predicted model, not a curated record. Lineage: Eukaryota; Metazoa; Cnidaria; Anthozoa; Malacalcyonacea; Nephtheidae. Gene Ontology annotation, molecular function: ATP binding; 3'-5' DNA helicase activity; nucleic acid binding. Gene Ontology annotation, biological process: double-strand break repair via homologous recombination. Gene Ontology annotation, cellular component: chromosome; cytoplasm; nucleus.